Messenger RNA from Camellia sinensis, 1116 nucleotides. Lineage: Eukaryota; Viridiplantae; Streptophyta; Magnoliopsida; Ericales; Theaceae. The record is from RefSeq and is a predicted model, not a curated record.
UAGGGCAUCAAUUACUAAGGCCUUCUGUUCCAAGUUCCAACUGCUCUUGCUGGUGGUCUUUAUUUAUCCUUUUAUUUGUAACAACUUUUGUCAGUUAGGUAGAAUGCGAAGUGCAGUUCUAAAAUGCUUUCAUAGCUCAUGUGAUGUUUAUCUCUGUCAUUGCAACAUUUGAUGAGGGUUUUCUUAGUGGGAGUAGUUGGGAGCACAACUGAUGUUUAGCAGAGACAUGACAAUCCUACUGGCUAGCUGGAGUGUUCUUGUACAAACAUUAGUGCCAUUUCAAUGAUUCAUCGCCAGAGUUCUAUGUCUAACGUAGAUAAUAGCCCACAAUCUUUGCUCGCAUUCAAUGGAAAUCAGAAUGUGCAUGGGUUAUAUGAUUUUCUAUUAAAUUAUAGAUUUUUAUUAACCUCUUUGACUAGUAUGGAUGUUCCUGUAUUAUAUUCACCAGUACCAUUUCAAAACGCUGCCCUUUCUUGUCCAGAGGUUAGAUGCAAGGAAGUGAGAAGGGCUGAUAAUAUAUCUUUUCCUCUAAAGGAAUUCAACAUGAAAGAUGAAUCUUCAUCUUCUGGUUUCUGCUAUAGCAUUGAAAUCAAGGAUGCAUAUCUUCCUCCAUGGGUAAUCAGCAGUUUUUGUGAAGCCAUGUGCUCUGAGGGAAUGAGCUUUGAGGCAAGUUUUGUUACGGAAUCUACCACAACUGGGUUGAAUGUUGGCUUCGAGACCAUUUGCCAAAAAGUGAAUCCUCAUCAACCCACAGCAGUUGAAGGCUUGCAAGAAAGUAGAUGCGUUUUUGGUAUUUCAAACACCAUUUUUUCUCUUCACUUGCGUUCUGCCUUUCUAAAAGGUUUGAAGUACAGUACUGGUUCUUAUACAGCUUCUGUUUCAUCCAUUUGACAUUCUGUUUUAUGUCGUCUUUACCAUAAAUGAAACAGUGAACUCUUGUUUUCACGGCAUAAUGGUGAUUAUUUUUGCCCUUUCGGUUUUUGGUAGAAAAUGCUAACCAUUUCUGUAUUUGAUGUAAUGUUGUUGAAUUGUUUGAUCUACACUUUGAUUGAAAUUGUAAUUUUAUUUAACCCAGAUUAGAAGUUAAAAAAAAAAAGGAAGAAAAGAAUUGAAACA